AUGUAUGAAGAUCUGAUCGAAAGAUCAAGGGAUAUCACAGAUUUGUCUGUUGGGAAACUAACAACAUACAGGCGCAGUGGCUCAGCUGGAGGACCAGUCGAGGUCUUUGAAACUGAUCAGGAUCAUCUAAACCCGACCAUGGUUAGCAAGGGAACCAAGGUGAAUCGAACCUGGGGCCAUGCGCCUACAGGAACAGCAAUCAAUCCAACACUACGGUAUGAAAGUUUGGGAAGCAAACGGGCCAAAAAAGGCAAAGCCUGUUCGCGAGACAUGUCGGCCGACAUUGCUGGUAGGAAAGUGACAUCAGCCAUGAAGCGCAAAUGGAUGCAGACACGUCCACAUUACCGGAAUAGCAUGAUUGCCCAGUACAUUUCCAGACUGAAGUACCAACUGGUAAUCACCUCUUUGCAGGUUGACGGUGUGCCUGACGGAUUCCCUGACAGCUUGGAUAAUGGCGAGAAGGUCAAAGUCUGGCAGCAUUUUAAUAAUGCCUGGCCCAGUUAUCUUCAGAACAAAGAUAAGUGGCAGCAAGAAAUAGACCACAACCUGUCUGAUUUUCAGUGCCUGGUUAUCGAGUAUGUAUUGCAGAUUGGUCAGCUAGUGAACUUUGAGCCAGUGGCGGCUCACUGCGAUACCAGCAACGGCCACGUCAUUGAAACACUGGGUUUGGUGGCUAAAGUGCAUGCUCAUGAGCAGGGAAACCCUGUUGAUCUCGGAAAGGAACUCGAGGAACGCGGCAAGGGGCAAAUCAUGGUACCUAUGCAACGCCAUGCCUGGUUGAUUAGGGCAGGACGAGAUACCUUUCAUGCAGAUUUUCAAAAUACAGUACAUUUGCCGGAUCGACAGAGGGGAGCAAACAAUGCUUCAGAGAUCCAACAUUUUAAUUGUCCGUGA
This is a messenger RNA of Seminavis robusta, 894 nucleotides long. The record is from the annotation of a GenBank genome assembly. Lineage: Eukaryota; Bacillariophyta; Bacillariophyceae; Naviculales; Naviculaceae.